AGUGAUCACAUGAUGGCAGUGCAUCCUUAUAAGAGACUUGCUGCAGUGUUUGCGAUUCACAGCUGAGCAUCUGCUAGAUUCCAACAACAACCACCACCAUGAGUAACCUGUCAGAUGAAUUACUAAAGAACCUUCUGCUUAAACUGGAAUGCCAUUUCACAUGGACUUAUUUCAAAGACGAGACUGAUAUUGACAAUAUAGAAGACAGGCUUCAUGAUCAAAUCACAUUUUUACCUUCUAUACACAGACAUAGGCUCCAUAAUUUAUUGGCCUAUACAAAUUAUUUGAAAGGAGACAAUGAAGAAGCAAUUAGACAGCUUCAGAAAGCAGAAGAACACCUGCAAGGAACACAGUCUGCUGAUCUGGAUAUCAAAAGAGCUGUGACCUACAGUAAUUAUGCCUGGCUGUACUACCAUUUAAACCAGUUUAGCAAAGCUCAGUCUUAUUUAGAAAAAGUAGAAGCCAUUUACAAGAAAUAUGAAUCUUCUUUAGAAAAUGAUGCUCUUCUUACUGAAAUAUAUGGAGAACAGGCCUGGGCUCUGUUAACAUUCUAUGGGAAGUUCUGUGAAAGAGCUAAAGAGUGUUUUGAGAAAGCGCUAGAGUUAGAUCCAGACAAUCCUGAGCUCAAUUCAGGAUAUGCCACAGUCAUGUAUCGCUUAGAAAAUCAAGAUAACAGACUUUACGCAAAAAACAAUUGUGAAUGUUUAGAGUUGCUCAAACGUGCUGUGAAAUUGAAUGAAAAUGAUUCUGUGAUUAAGGCUCUUCUUGCUUUGAAAUAUCUAUAUAUGGAUCAAGCUGAGGAAGGAGAAAAGAUUAUGGAGGAGGCUCUUAGACAAACUCCAGACUCACCAUAUUUACUUCGAUAUGCUGCCAGAUUUUACAGAAGAGAAAGAAAGGUUGAUGCUGCUAUUACCGUUCUCAGAAAAGCCCUAAACCAAACUCCCAAUUCAUGUUCUCUUCAUCACCAGAUUGGGCUUUGUUACAAAGAUAAGAUGUUAAUGUUAUUUAAAUCUUCUAAGACUGCAAAGUCAUUGAAUCAGAAGAAGACCUUAGACAGGGAUAUACAUGAUAACAUUGUAUCUGCUAUCUUUCAUUUCGAAAAAACUCUUGAAUUAAAAGAAAUAUUUGCUGAUGCAUAUAUUAAUUUAGCCUUUAUGUACUCAAAAGACUCUCGGUUUGAAAAAGCUGAAGCUAUUUAUCAAAAAGCACUAAAUCUGAGAGAUAUAACAUGUGAAGAUAAACAAGAGGUUCAUUUUAGUUAUGCCAAAUUUAAGCAAUAUCAAAUUAGAUCUGAAUCUGAAGCCAUAAGGCAUUACAAGGAAGUAUUAUUGAUACCAAAUGACACAAAGACACGAUCUUUUUCCAAAACUAAUUUGGAAGAGUUGGCUAAAGUGAAAAUAAGCAACGAACCAUCAAGUGCAACUGGAUUUGGAUUGUUAGGGUUCAUUCAUCAGCAAGAGGGAGAAAUUGACCAAGCAAUUGAUUACUAUAAGAAAGCACUGGAACUGGAUCCAGAUAAUGAGGAUUAUUUGAGGGCAUUGCAUGACAUGAGAAUCAGUGAGUAACAACUGACAUAUCUGGAAACCCCUUAUAUACUUUUCCCAGAUGAUAUGCAAUAGUUAAAUGUACUAUAAAGAGUUUUGUUUAGAAAGGAAUUAAAUUUUUGAGUUGCUUAUAGGUGUCUUUUUUUUCUCCAAUGGAAAAAUGCUUUGCUGAGCUUGUACACGUCUUUGGGACAGCCUUCUGCAUGGAACUAAUCAAGGAAAAACCUAAAAACUAUACAAGAAACUGUAUUCAAGAACGUGGCUAGCCAUGCUAUAACAUAAACACAAGAGCACCAGGAUACAGACUCUUAAUUUAAUGCUGAAAAUAAUUACCUGUCACCCUAAAAAAUAACUCCAUAUUCUUUCCUAUUGUGCUAGUCAUGCAAAAUAAACUUUACAUACAAUUUAUAAAUUAUAUAAUCUUUUCCCCUCAGUUUUGGAAUAAACAAUCACAGGACACAGGCAGGGGCCUUUUUCUGAACAUAGUUACUAAGGCAAGCUUUGCAUUAUCCCAGAAGCUUGUUUAUCUUCCUCGAUGACCGUACCCACACACAGUAUAUACAUUUAUAGAUCUUGAGGAGGGAGGGGAAGGAGAGGAGUGUAGUAACAUCUAGGAAGUGCAAAUUAGAAAGUGAAAGUAAUGGCCUACCCCGCCUCUAUGCCCCAGCAGGCAGUAUAUGAUUGACAUUAGUGAUGGGCGCAUUUCUCCCGCUUCGCCGAAAAUUCACGAAUUUAACUCAAAAAUCGUGAAAUUUGAAGG
Molecule: messenger RNA, 2304 nt
Organism: Xenopus laevis (African clawed frog)
Lineage: Eukaryota; Metazoa; Chordata; Amphibia; Anura; Pipidae
Product: interferon-induced protein with tetratricopeptide repeats 5
Exons: 2
Coding region: 99-1565 (488 amino acids)
Source: RefSeq, a predicted model, not a curated record